This is a messenger RNA of Parnassius mnemosyne (clouded apollo), 3935 nucleotides long. NCBI's taxonomy places the organism in Eukaryota, Metazoa, Arthropoda, Insecta, Lepidoptera, Papilionidae. The record is from the annotation of a GenBank genome assembly.
GGGGACGGAGCGUUGACUUCAUUAGACGAGACCUCUCCAACUUAACGUUUAGGUUCAGUGUGCCUCUAACCAUUCGGUGAUCGCUACCAGUUUUCACCCUCGCGAUCACGGAGACAUCACUGAACAGUUGUCGUCUGGUCGUCAUAAUGAAGUCAAUCUCAUUUUUUGUGGAACCGUCGGGGCUCGACCAGGUCCACUUCCUGUGGGGCCGCUUCUGGAAGAAAGAGUUCAUCAUAAAGAGUCCCUCUUUCUCCAUGAAGUCGGCCAGCUGCUGGCCCCUUGGGUUCCGUUGCCCUAUUCCAAAUUUCCCUGCUUUCAGCUCACCGUUCUCUCUUGUGCCUAGUUUUGCAUUGAAGUCUCCCAUUAACACCGUAUAUUGGGUUUUGGAGGAAUGCAUGGCUCUAGAGAUAUCCUCAUACAUUUCCUCCACCUCCUCAUCGGGGUGUGCCGAGGUUGGUGCGUAAACCUGUAUGACCUUCAGCGAAUACCGUUUGGUGAUUCUGAGUAUAAGGUACGCAACCCUCGUCGACACACUCCCGAUCUUUACAACGUUGUUAACGAGAGACUUGUGGACGAUAAAUCCGACACCUCCUUGGGACAGAUGGUCGCCCUCCCGGUGAUAGAGCAAGUUGCCGGAUUCGAGGAUUACCGUGUCCUCCCCCUCUCUUCGGACUUCGGAUAAUCCUAUAAUAUGCCAGCGCAACUUGUCUAUCUCUUCUUCCAGCUCCACAAUCUUCUCGUCAGUCCUCAGGGUGCGUACGUUGUACGUUGCCAGGUCGAGUCGUCUAAGGUGGCAACCGAACCUCCACCGGAGAUUCUUAGCACCCCCUGCCCCGCCGUUACCAUGGUUGCCACCGUAGCCAGGAAUAGCGGGGCCGCCGGGGACUGGGGGCCGUUUCUUUGUUACUGUCAUUCAUAGGGGGGUAUUUGCCAUAGUUGCCACGCUUGGCGAGCGGGUUGGCAACCGCAGUUUUUUUUUAUUGUAAUUUGGCUAUUAUCAGGAAGAUGCUGCUGCCCAUCUCCUGCCUGUUUCCCUUUGUCGCCUUUUACGACACCCACGGGAGGAUAUGGGGUAGUGGAUAUUCUUGACCGCCACUACACGGCAAAUUAAACAUUAGGGCAUAUGGAACGUCUCGAACCAGCCAUCUUGCCAUUAUAUAGCAUGGCAAAGGUGAAGAACGUCAAGUUAAUGCUAAUAAAUUUUUCAUGUACUCCUUUUUGACCUUAAACAAACGUACAUCUGUGAUUAAUACGUCCUUACCUUCCAUUAAAAAACACUUAGACAGGGAAAAUACAUUAUUCUAAUUCGUUUCGUGUUGUUAAUUAUUUUGUAACUUUAAUGAUUGUGAACUGUUAGUAAAAAAGUCUCGCUGAGUUUCUUCCUGAUUCUUCCCAGGAAAGAGGUAUUUUCCAAACCAGUAGUAAAUUAAACAUAAGAGAAACUAACAACAAAUAUUAUUUAUAAAUUUAUAAUCUAUAUUGAAUAAGAAAGUUUUUAUUAUAUUCUAAGAAACAAAUUAUUUCUGUAAGUUUAGCGUGCGGGCUCACUACCACAGUGAAUGUUCGUCCUUGUUGCAGCCCAUCGGCUGGGAAAUAACUUGCAGCGAUACAGUCUCAGAAUUGCUUUCCAGACUCCUCUUUAUGCACGACUAUAAAGUUGUAUCAGUCAAGAAUUUAGCAGUAAAACACCGGGAGCGCUAUUUAGCGCGUAACGAGCUAUAAACAGCGAGGCACUCGGAGUUCCACUAGCCAGCCAUUACGCGGGAGUGCUAAGUAAACGUCAGGCAAACAAAUGGCCUCAGGGUUGUUAAAAGCAUAAUGACCGGUAGCACUAGCAUCUUUAGUAUGAACGUAGGAUGGACGAUGAAGUACUAGACUUGUAAAGAUAUAAUACUAGUGAUUUGUGUAGAAUACAUUAGCUAAAGAAAAUAACUGCAGUGUGCAUUGUAUAGUAACUCAAGAAGCAAUUGUUUACUGGUGGAUAUCAAUCCGCAACUGCGUUAAUUUUUCAAGUGAAAACUUCUUUAAGAUUAUUGGGAUUUGAAACUCGGUGAAAUGAAACAGCGACACAGCGACACUUAAAAGAGACAAACAUAUAUUUACUUCUAUAGGAUUUAGCCAGCGAGAGAAUGAGAUAGAAUAUUUUAUUAAAUUGGUCAUGUUUAGGCCAUCUAGCGUCUAUUUUACGUACUACCUUGAGAGUCAAAUUUUUGUUCGAUAAAAUGACUUAACCUAUAAAAUUAAGUUGAUGGCGCAUUGCAAAGCAAUUUUACUCGUAAGAAAAUAUUUUUUUGAUUUAUUACACUAAAUUUAGGCUCUAUAUGUCUAAAAAUAAGGAUAAAAACAUUUAUUAGUUAUUAAAUUAAACUUUUAUCUUAUAUUUUAUACCACAUUUGUAAUUGAAAAUUAUUAUAUUAAAUAAAUCAUUUGUCAUGAAUUUUAAAUAAUGUGUAUUUUAUAUUUCAAUUUAUUUGUAGGUUUCACUUUUACCGCGUGUGAAUUGCACACAUGUUUUUUUUUUAAUAUUUUAUUAAUCUUUCAUUCUUUACAUAGAGGGAAUAUUUGCCGCGCUCGGCCGGCAGGUUGUCGCACCUUUUUUUAUUAUUUUGAAUUCUUAUUAGGAAGAUGUUGCUUGUUUGUUUUCCUCUGUCGCCUUAUACUUACGAUGCCUACGGGACCAUAUGGGGUAGUGGAUAUUCUUACACCACCACUGGCUUUCCGGUUUAAAAUUUAUAAUCGUCUUUUGAAGCACUAGAAUAGAAUAGAAUAAUUUUUAUUCAAUAUAGAUUAAAAAUAAUUCUCAUUUAAAAUCAUUUUUUUUACUUUUACCAUUGAUUCGGAAACAACCUCAGUCCUUUAAGAACCAGCAAUAAACUCAGCGGGACGUUUUUUAAAGUAAGAUACAAUAAAACACACUUUGCACAAACUACCUUAUUCCCAGGGAUUAUUCUCAACCAUAUAUUGAUUUAUAUUAUUAUAACCCUUUUUAUACAGCUUUUGUUUAAUUAAAUAUUUAAACUAGGCAAUAGAGAUACCUUGUAUAUUUUCUAGGAUUUUGUUAUAAUAGCGUAUACAUUGCCCCAUUAUUUAUUUAUUUAUUUAUUUAUUUAGAUAGAUACACCAUCGACAAUAUCAAUAUGCAUUGUUACGACCGAAAUACAAUUUUUUUUAGACAAAGGAUACGUCUUUACAGGUGUAUACAUCAUUAUAUAAAAAAAAACUAAACAACAUACAUAUAAACUCUAAACAAACACAAAUCAAACUAAUUGAGCAAAAGCACCACAUCCAGUAAAAAAAUUGCAAUAAUAAAUAAUUAUUAUUAUUAUUAAUAAAUUACUGACUCUGUGGAGUCGAAAAAGUGCGAUAGCAAUACAAUUAGGUAUAUGGUACCAUGGAGCUGAUGGCCCUGGAUGCUGGCCCUAUCAAUGCCUAUAUGAGCUUGUUUUUAAAUAGAUUUUAAAUCGCAUUAAUACUAAUUAAUAUUAUAUAUCAAAUUAUAAAAAUGUAUGGAUAAAAAAACUUGCUAUAAGUCAUGUAAAACCAUUUUUUUCAGGUAAGGACAUUAGAGAUACCGGCUUCGCUAGAUGGUCAGGAAUGAACGGCCAGAUUAGCGCAUCACCUAAAGAACCGCACUGUGCAGUUUUGGACGCUGUCAACCCAGGACUCAGGGACUGGUGGUGUCACCGCAAUCAGCCAUUCAUCUGCAAAGUGGACCUAGAAAACUCCUGGCACACACAAACUGACUAAGAAAAUAUUUGAAUCAUUUAGUAUUAAGUUAUUUAUUUGCAAAUUGUAAGAUAUAAUUUACGCUAAGACUAAGAAAAUGUUAUUGACUAAUUAUUUACGUACUUAUUUAUUAUGUAUUUAAAUUAUUUUAAUGAGAAUAUGUUUAGUUACAUUUUAUAUGAAAUACACGGAAUUGUUUUUAGUUUCUU